Truncatella angustata is the source of this 1710-nucleotide messenger RNA. RefSeq lists its product as uncharacterized. The coding region runs from base 1 to 1710 and encodes 569 amino acids. The transcript has 5 exons. NCBI's taxonomy places the organism in Eukaryota, Fungi, Ascomycota, Sordariomycetes, Amphisphaeriales, Sporocadaceae. The record is from RefSeq and is a predicted model, not a curated record.
AUGAUUUUUAAUACCGAGGAAGAGCCCAGCGCAGUCUCCGUAUCGCCGGUGCUGACUGAGCUUGGCGGUUCUCACAGUCUUACUCCCGAGGAAAUCCAAUUUAUUGUUGCUGCGAAGGCAUCUGGUCGGCUUGGUGAGCUUAUGGCUCUAGCCAAAGACUCUGACAGCGGCAGUUCCCUGGAAGAGGUUAAAAACUCUGCUAAUGACCAACGCGAAUUGAUUGACUCUGUUUCGAAACAGGCAACCACGUUGCAAUCGCAAAUUGAGCGCUACAAGUCUCUCAUCGAAUCUGGUGCUACAUUGCAGAGCCAACAAGCCGAGGCCAAGCAUGCCAAACUGGCCCGGACACGCGCUGCCAAUGCUCGCCUUGAGGAAAUGGUGUCUUCUGACGACCUCGAGCUUAAGCGACUGAUAUCCCAGAACGUCAAGCAUAUCGAGGAGUUAGAGACAGUCCCUAAUUAUCUCAAAGGCGGGCUGAGGCAUGGGAACAAGGUUUGUACGGGUGCGAAAUAUAGCCCGAGUAACACUAUCAAUGAUCCGUUUUAUGGCAAUCUUUUGGAGAAGCUGCAAGCUCUUGGUUGGGAGAUAAAGAUCAGGGAUGAGAACAAGCAGCUUGUGAAGACAGCUCGUUACUAUUCCAGCAUGCAAGUAAUGAUGUCUAUUACUUCUCUUAAGCACAACCUCAACCUAGUGCUCAUGGAGGCUGCCUGCAAGUAUGCCAGCGCUUUUCCGGCUGGUAGUGGAUACGCUCGCGCACUUGACACUGAGCUCGGAGCUGUUAUGGAAGAAAUCAAUUCUCUAUGGGACGAGGUGGUUCCAGUUGCCCAUAUGGCUGUUGAAAAGACAAUGUUGGAACCUAUCCUUCAUAUUGUCAACGUCAUGGAGAAAUCAAAGGCAUAUCAAAAUGCCAUCAUUGGAUCCUAUAUUGGUAGCUGCUUGUCUUUCAUCAACGAACGACUCGAGCUCCUAACAAAGCGUAUCGAGAUUGCCGUCUUUCACCACCUUGCUCUUUUCAUUACUCACGAGCACAACCGAGCCUUCCGUUAUAUCAAGGAAGCAAACAUAGAGCACAUGCACACAUUGAGUCAUCGUCACAUGCAGAAUGACGAUGAACCGGGUCCGGAGAUACAAACGACCACGCUGAUGCACAAUCGAAAGGCACUGGACAUUUUUGGCGGCUUUCCAAGCAAAGUCUUCGAUCCUCUGACAACUACAGAAGAGAAAGUCACGAUACUUAAUGAGUUUAUAGCCGAACGUGCAGUCAAGGAAAACUCAAGGCUUAAGAAUCUGCACAGCCUCUACGAGUCCUCAAUGAAAGCUGGUCUACACGAAGGUGCCAGCGUCAAUACUCGAGUACUCCAGUGUAUUGUUGCCGAUAGUUUGAAAGGAAUUGGCCGUCGAGGCGCCGCUCUCAAUGAUGGCCAGACUGAAGAGUCGCUCGAGGCUCUUCAAGAGGAGAACAGAAAAAUUAGGGAUGUACAAAGGAGCCUGCCGCUUCCAGAGGUCAUCAUGAACAAAGCUCUCUUGCCUGCCUGGCGCAUUCACCUCGAAGCCAUCGACUUGCAUGACGCAGGUGUGCUGAAUGAUGGCCGCUGCGAGCAUGGCGCUAAUGCCGCUGACCGUAAGGACUGUGAUGUCUACAAAUUCUCUUUGAAGCAGGCUGAAAUUAUUCAGCGUUGGAGCGGUUUACUUGACAGUAAAGAGGAGUGA